AUGGUGGAGCGGGCGCUUACUCUAGACCAGGCCCACGACCUUAUUGCCAGUCUUGAGAAACAGCUCGAGGAACUUGAGUCCACCAGUCAUGAUUAUGAACAGGAGCUUGAAAGAUAUAUACAAAAGUUGCAGACCGAUCUCAAGGAAAAAGACGAAAGCAUAGUGCUUCUGAAACAGGGUGAGGAGAAUAGGGAGACACGGGAACGCAUCACCGUUUUGGAGAUACAGACCGAUGAACUAGAACAAGAAAAUCGAGUGUUGCGAAGCCAAUUGAGAGAGUCCAAGAGCGAAAAUGAUAGAUUGAUGGAACUCAAUGUUCUGUUAGAACAUGAAUUAACGGAUCUUCGAAGCAUGAAAUCAACGGACAAGCACCGAACUUCCAGUCACCAUUCAUGCGAAACUGCUCUUGAAGUACCGAAAUUUUUGUCCCCGAAAAAAAGACAUAGCAACCCCAUCGACUUUCUCAAAGUCAGCACAGACCAAUCGUCGCUACGUUUGUCUUCUCAUAGUACUACAGGAGACGUUCGAGCUACGCAUGUAAGUAGCACGAAAGUUGUGGCAACUACACGCCAUAAAUAG
Lachancea sp. 'fantastica' is the source of this 579-nucleotide messenger RNA. The record is from the annotation of a GenBank genome assembly. Lineage: Eukaryota; Fungi; Ascomycota; Saccharomycetes; Saccharomycetales; Saccharomycetaceae.